CAGAGAACUGCCGUUGCCGCCAUUGACACGCACAGAUAAAACCCAAAGAAAGGCAAAGAGUCCUGCCCGGCACCGGCGCCGCGCGGGCCGAACCUGCGCCCGGGGAGGGGCGCGCAGAGGGCAGCGGGCGCGCGGAGCAGGCGGCGCAGCACCAGCACUGUGUUCUUACCAGGAGGGCCGCGUGUCAGCAAGCUGAGAGAGAAAGUGAGGCACGAUGUCGGGCCGGAGUGGAAAGAAGAAAAUGUCCAAGCUGUCCCGUUCAGCCAGGGCGGGAGUCAUUUUCCCCGUCGGGAGGCUGAUGCGCUACCUGAAGAAAGGGACUUUCAAGUACCGGAUUAGCGUGGGAGCACCCGUCUAUAUGGCCGCCGUCAUCGAGUACCUGGCAGCGGAGAUCUUGGAGCUGGCCGGGAACGCAGCAAGGGACAACAAGAAGGCCAGGAUAGCACCGAGACACAUCCUACUGGCCGUGGCCAAUGAUGAGGAGCUCAACCAGCUGCUGAAGGGGGUAACCAUUGCCAGUGGAGGGGUCCUGCCCAGAAUUCACCCCGAACUGCUGGCCAAAAAGCGAGGGACCAAAGGCAAGUCGGAAACCAUCCUCUCCCCACCCCCAGAGAAAAGAGGAAGGAAGGCCUCGUCUGGCAAGAAGGGCGGCAAGAAAUCCAAGGCCGCCAAACCACGCACGUCCAAAAAGUCCAAACCAAAGGACAGUGAUAAAGAAGGAACUUCAAAUUCCACGUCAGAGGAUGGGCCCGGGGAUGGGUUCACCAUCUUGUCCUCUAAGAGCCUCGUCCUGGGACAGAAGCUGUCCCUGACCCAGAGCGACAUCAGCCAUAUCGGUUCCAUGAGAGUGGAGGGCAUCGUCCACCCUACCACAGCCGAAAUCGACCUCAAGGAAGAGAUAGGUAAAGCCUUGGAAAAGGCUGGGGGAAAAGAGUUCUUGGAAACAGUAAAGGAGCUUCGCAAAUCCCAGGGCCCUCUGGAAGUGGCUGAAGCUGCCGUGAGCCAGUCCAGUGGACUCGCAGCCAAGUUUGUCAUCCACUGUCACAUCCCGCAGUGGGGCUCCGACAAGUGUGAAGAACAGCUAGAAGAGACCAUCAAAAACUGCCUGUCAGCCGCCGAGGACAAAAAGCUCAAGUCCGUGGCAUUCCCACCUUUCCCCAGUGGCAGAAACUGCUUCCCCAAACAGACGGCAGCCCAGGUGACCCUGAAGGCCAUCUCGGCUCACUUCGAUGACUCGGGCGCUUCCUCGCUCAAGAACGUGUACUUCCUGCUGUUUGACAGCGAGAGCAUCGGCAUCUACGUGCAGGAGAUGGCUAAGCUUGAUGCCAAGUAGCCGGGUGGCUGCCAGAGCUGGGCAGUACCAGGAGGCCUGAGGGUGCCAGAGCAGGGGGUUAUUUUUUAAAAGGGAGAGGGGAAGGGUGCCGG
Ochotona curzoniae (black-lipped pika) is the source of this 1425-nucleotide messenger RNA. Its product is annotated as core histone macro-H2A.2. Bases 215 to 1333 code for a protein of 372 amino acids. The record is from RefSeq and is a predicted model, not a curated record. The transcript is spliced from 9 exons. Gene Ontology annotation, cellular component: nucleosome. Gene Ontology annotation, biological process: nucleosome assembly. Gene Ontology annotation, molecular function: structural constituent of chromatin; DNA binding; protein heterodimerization activity. NCBI's taxonomy places the organism in Eukaryota, Metazoa, Chordata, Mammalia, Lagomorpha, Ochotonidae.